AGUUCCGUCCUCAUGAACAAACGUGGACUCAACUUGUCAAAACUCUCCCGGACUCUGUUCUCGCCUCUUUUCGCCCCAGAACUGUGAACACUUUCGGAGAGAGGGCUGGUCAGACCGCAGGACCCCGAAGCUCUGCUCCUCUGUGGGACUCUGCUGCCAGCAUGGAGACGGAGAAGUCUUCUCUGGACUUCAUGGAGGACAGAGGCUGGCUGGCAGAAAGCCAGUCUGAAGCUCAGCUCACGGCGGCGGCGGGGCCCGACGGGGACGAGGCCGUCGACGACGACCGGCCGGCGUGGGACUCCAAGAUCCAGUACGUCCUGGCUCAAGUGGGCUUCAGCGUGGGCUUAGGAAACGUGUGGCGGUUCCCCUACCUGUGCCACCAGAAUGGAGGCGGGGCCUUCAUGCUGCUGUAUGUUUUCCUUUUGGUGGUUGUGGGGGUUCCUCUGUUUUUCAUGGAGCUGGCAGCCGGCCAGAGCAUUCGGCAGGGCAGCAUCGGCGUAUGGAAGCACAUUUCCCCGAAGCUGGCAGGGAUCGGCUACUCCAGCUGCCUGGUCUGCUUCUAUGUGGGUCUUUACUACAAUGUGAUCAUUGCCUGGAGCUUGUUCUACAUGGGCAAUUCGUUUCAGUAUCCGCUGCCGUGGGAGCAUUGUCCAACAGACGUAACCACCAACGACACAGUGAAAGAAUGUGCGAAAAGCUCGCCGACGUCGUACUUCUGGUUUCGGAAAGCGCUCGACAUCACAAACUCCAUCCAAGAAUCCGGAGAGUUCAACCCCAUCAUGACGGGAUGCUUGCUGGCCGCCUGGGCCAUCGUCUCCUUGGCGAUGAUCAAAGGCAUCAAGUCUUCUGCGAGGGUGAUGUACUUCUCCUCGGUUUUUCCCUACGUGGUGCUGUUUAUUUUCCUCAUCAGAGGCCUGAUGCUGGACGGCGCCAUGGAAGGAAUCACAUACAUGUUUUACCCCAAACUUGAGAUCUGGGGGAGCGUGCAGGUGUGGCGCCAGGCCGCCACCCAGGUGUUUUUCGCGCUGGGAUUGGGGUACGGCUCCGUGAUCGCCUAUUCCUCCUACAACCCGGUCCACAACAACUGCCACCGCGACGCGCUGAUGGUCUCCUGCAUCAACUUCAUGACGUCCGUGCUGGCCUCGCUGGUGGUUUUCGUCGUGCUGGGUUUCCGCGCCAAGAACAUCGCACUGACCUGCGUGGCUGAAAAUCUCCACGUGUUGAACACGAUGGCAUCGCAUGAAGUUGAGCAGCACUGGUGGCCUUGGUUCAACAUGUCGGACGCGAGCUCGGUGUCUAUAGCCGAGUACAGGGAGUGGUACAGUCGCUACAGCUCCAUGGUGGGGCCCAAAGUCACCGACUGCAGCCUGGAGGAGGAGAUGAACAAGGGCGUUGAAGGGACGGGCCUGGCGUUCAUAGCCUUCACGGAGGUGAUGGCCCUCUUCCCCGCCAGCCCCUUCUGGUCGGCGCUGUUUUUCCUAAUGCUGCUCAACCUGGGCCUCAGCACCAUGUUUGGGACCAUGCAAGGAAUCCUCACACCUCUCAUGGACAAUUUUAGCCUCCUGGGGCGCCAUCGGACCCUGCUCACGGUGUCCAGCUGUGCCUUGGGGUUUGUUAUUGGUCUGUUGUUCACGCAGCGCUCCGGAAACUACUUCGUGACAAUGUUUGACGACUACUCUGCAACACUGCCGCUGAUCAUUGUCGUCAUUUUUGAGACUGUCAGUGUGUCCUGGGUGUAUGGAACAGAGCGCUUCAUGGAUGAUAUUGAAGUCAUGCUCAAGUGGCGCCCUCCAGCGGUGUAUAAGUACCUGUGGAAGUAUGUGUGUGUGCUGGCCAUGGUGGGGCUUCUGGCUGCCAGUCUGCUGCGGAUGGUCUUCAAAGGGCCCACAUACACCGCCUGGAAUCAGACCACAGCCUCUGAGAUGACCCUGGAGUACCCCGGCUGGGCCCUGGCCAUGAUCGUCAUGCUCAUCGUCUUCGCCAGCCUGCCGGUGCCGGUCGGCUACGUCCACUCGGUGCUGAAGAGCCGCGGCGCCCGCGACACGCCGUCCCCCGACGGGGCGGGCCUGGAGUCCCACCGUGAGAUGUACGUGAAGUGCAGCUCCGUGGAGCCGCUGGACUCCGGCUCCCGCCAGGCCGCCUCCGAGGAGGACGCCGUUCAUCCCAGGACUGCUUUCCUGUCGGUGGGCAACGAGCACUACCGGCUGCUGCCGCAGCAGGAGGACGACGACGACGACGACGAGGAAGAUCAGGACACGGGAUUGUGAACUGUAGGAGACUGAAGUUCACCAUCAGGACAAAUCAGACAGUUUUUAUCGUUGUUCUUUGAGAGAACGAGAGGCUGAAUUAGACGUUCAGCAAACUCUGAACUCUUGACAAACCAAAGAUAUCACCAGAUUACUGUCUUUAUGGAACAUUACCAGGCAAACACAACUUCUUAUACCUCCCUCCUCGUAUCGAAGAACCUUCCCUUUGCGAAGAACAAUUAAAUAAUCUCAUUUCUAGACAAAGAAAUUAAAAAAAUUGUUUCACCAAAACAGAUUUUAUGGAAGAUGCGAAACUGACCAGCAACCACAGGUCAAACCUUUUUAGAUUCAUUAGUGGAUGAUGUUUUAUUAAAUGAUGCAGCAGACAAAAUUUACUCCACAUUGACUUUUUUUUUUUUUAAUCAAUAUGAUAAAUGUGGAUUUGCAUGAAAACAUUCUACCUGAGAAACUGUGAUGUGUUUGCAUUCAUGUGUUUGUGUGUGACUGAAAUUUUAUGUUGUAAAAUAAGAAAAAUGUUCAUGUUGUAGUGAAAUAGCUUUAUUUUAUAUUUGUAUAGUUUCACUUUAUGAGACAGCAAUGUUUGACAUGUUAUCGAAAAUUGUCAAGCUUAAAAAUAUUCUACUGUACUGAAUAAAUCUU
Molecule: messenger RNA, 2906 nt
Organism: Salarias fasciatus (jewelled blenny)
Lineage: Eukaryota; Metazoa; Chordata; Actinopteri; Blenniiformes; Blenniidae
Gene: slc6a16a
Product: solute carrier family 6 member 16a
Exons: 12
Coding region: 162-2267 (701 amino acids)
Biological process (GO): nitrogen compound transport; amino acid transport; sodium ion transmembrane transport
Cellular component (GO): plasma membrane
Source: RefSeq, a predicted model, not a curated record